CUGAAAUCUUCUGUAAAAUAUUACUGUAAGUCUUUAUGUGAGCACAUUUCUACUUAACGUCAUCAUUUGACCAAAAAAAAAAAAAAACGUUAAUUUCAGCCAAACUUCAAAACUUUAUCUAGAAAUGUAAUUUCCGGUUUGAAAAAAGAUUAGGUUCUAAAUCCAGUGACGUUAUAGGAUUUUCAAUAAAUAAAAAUACUAUUUAAAUGAAUCUGUACUAAAGUUUGGGUAUGGAAAGAUUUUUUUCCCUCCAGAAAUCUGAAACUACUUUAACUCAGAGGGUUUAAAUGGCUUUAUUUUGAAACUCCUGACCGGAAGCGCGCGUGUCUGCUGGCGCUUCGCGAGGUGAAGCAGCUCCAGGAUUCUGAUCGGGUCGGAGAGCAGAAGAGGAGGAGGAGGAAGGAGCUACUGAACAAACAUCUGCAGAAGUUUGAAAAUCUGCAAAAAUAAAAAGUUCGGAUUAUCGCAGCAGCUGAUCGGAUUACCGCCACUCUCCCUUUUCCCGCUCAGAGCCAAAGAUCUCCGCGCAGCUUCUGCACAUUGAUGAUGGAGAAGUACGAGAAGAUCGCGAAGAUCGGGGAGGGCUCCUACGGAGUGGUCUUCAAGUGCAGGAACAGAGAGACGGGGCAGAUCGUGGCCAUCAAGAAGUUCGUGGAGUCCGAAGAUGAUCCGAUCAUCAGGAAGAUCGCGCUGAGGGAGAUCCGGAUGCUGAAGCAGCUGAAGCACGCCAACCUGGUCAACCUGAUGGAGGUGUUCCGGCGCAAGCGCAAGCUCCACCUGGUGUUCGAGUACUGCGACCACACCGUCCUCAACGAGCUGGACCGCCAUCCCAGAGGCGUUCCUGAACAUCUGGUCAAGAGUAUCACCUGGCAGACGCUUCAGGCCGUCAACUUCUGCCACAAACAAAACUGCAUCCACAGAGACGUGAAGCCGGAGAACAUCCUGAUCACCAAGCAGCAGGUCAUCAAACUCUGCGACUUUGGCUUCGCCCGGAUCCUCACCGGGCCCAGUGACUACUACACGGACUACGUGGCCACCCGCUGGUACCGGGCCCCCGAGCUGCUGGUGGGGGACACGCAGUACGGCCCCCCCGUGGACGUCUGGGCCAUCGGGUGUGUUUUUGCCGAACUCCUGUCGGGAAUUCCUCUGUGGCCCGGGAAGUCCGACAUGGAUCAGCUGUACCUGAUCCGGAAGACUCUUGGUGACCUGACUCCUCGGCACCAGCAGGUGUUCAGCACCAACCAGUACUUCUGCGGACUCCCCAUCCCAGAACCGCAGGAGCGGGAACCUCUGGAGCAGAAGUACCCCAACCUCUCCCAGCAGACUCUGAGCCUCAUGAAGAGCUGCCUGAAGAUGGACCCGUCCGAGCGGCUGAGCUGUGAGCAGCUCCUCCAGCACCCGUACUUCAGCUGCAUGAGAGAGAGGAGCCAGAGCUCGUCGCAGGAACCGGACCGGCCCGGAAACAAGAGGACCCGCCUCCCCCGCAGGCCCCUCCCCCCCGGGUCUCUGCCGCAGCUGACCGGCAGCAGCAUCUUCCCUUCUCUGAACACCAAAAAGUACCACAACCUGCGCAGGUUCAACUACCACCUACCGAACAUCUGAGCCGCUGUGGCCACGCCCCCCAGAGCCCCACCUACACCUUUUACCUGCCUAUGCACACCUGAGGAUUUCUGACAAAGAGCCGCCGCGCUCUGCCUGUGAGCAGACUGAGGGUUCAACUCCCGUGUAGCGCUUUGCCCCUUUUGCCAAAUGUGUUUCUAGAACGGGCUCCAAUAGAGCAGCAGACUAGAUAUUUGUCACAUAGACCCAAACUGGAACGUUUCAGACAUAUUUAUUCACGGCACUCACAAAUAUUCAACCUCUUUCUCAGCAGCAGAAAUCCCUCGCCGUAAUUUAAUGAGAAAUGCCAAAAACUGAAGAUUUUCACUCACUGCUUGUCUGAUGUAGAAAUCUCUAAAUAAAGUUCAGAAAACUGAAAA
Messenger RNA from Oryzias melastigma (Indian medaka), 1979 nucleotides. It is a transcript of the gene cdkl1, whose product is annotated as cyclin-dependent kinase-like 1 (CDC2-related kinase). Gene Ontology annotation, biological process: protein phosphorylation. The transcript is spliced from 10 exons. Gene Ontology annotation, cellular component: nucleus. The record is from RefSeq and is a predicted model, not a curated record. The coding region runs from base 544 to 1602 and encodes 352 amino acids. Gene Ontology annotation, molecular function: ATP binding; cyclin-dependent protein serine/threonine kinase activity. NCBI's taxonomy places the organism in Eukaryota, Metazoa, Chordata, Actinopteri, Beloniformes, Adrianichthyidae.